Messenger RNA from Chrysoperla carnea, 602 nucleotides. RefSeq lists its product as uncharacterized. Bases 84 to 602 code for a protein of 172 amino acids. NCBI's taxonomy places the organism in Eukaryota, Metazoa, Arthropoda, Insecta, Neuroptera, Chrysopidae. The record is from RefSeq and is a predicted model, not a curated record. The transcript has 3 exons.
AAAAUAUUCGAUUGAUAUCUUAAGAUAAAUAAGUUGACCAAAUUGGGGGGAUAUGAAAUUUGUUUAUGUUGUGUCAAUGAAAUAUGAAAAUACCCUUUCAUACGAUACUUGGACCAACGUUAAGGAAACAUUUUAAAGCUCAUGAUGCCUUCUGUCGAAUACCAAUCUUUAAGCCUGCUGGUGCCUGGUACGUUAUUGUAGUAGCAUUAGCUGGUAUUUUUUUUUCUAUUUUUGAUAUAAUACGAGUCAUAAGAGAUGGUCCUACAUUACCUCCAAGUUCAUUACGCCCAAGACUAAAAUCAGGAGCUGUGGUAUCUCCUGCAACUGAACGUGAUCUAAAAUUAAUGGGAUCAACUUUAACUUUGGAAUAUCAUACUUUGUUGUUAUUAGGUGUAUUAACGGGUCACCCAGUGUUUUUAAUGCCAUGGCUGUUCAUGCAAGGUUUAAUAAUAUUAUUAGAAUGUGUAAUAUUCUUUUUACGACUUGCUUGUUCAGGUAUAUGUAUGGAUCGUCGUACGUUAGUGGCUGUCAUUUUAACACCCAUUCAUUGGGUAAUUGUGUCAUGUUAUUUUAAAAGUAAAAUUAGUAGAUGUGAUUUGUAA